AUGUCCUUCCUCUCCGAAUUACAAGCUUACUCGCAUCCAAAACUUCGACACACUACGACACGUGUUACAAAUUUUUUAGGUCAAAUACAUCGUGAAUCAAAGUCUGAAGAUGGAACAUUUCAAAUCUCUGACAGAUCAACCGAUUCGAAUGGUAUAUUUAUGAUAAUCGAUAAUUCUCCUGAUGAGAAACUUCACUAUGUCAUCGAUGGUGUUUAUAUUGGUUCGCAAGAUUCAGCCGUUAAUAGAGCGGCCCUCAAUGAGUUUAAAAUAACACAUAUAGCGAAUGUUGCUACUGGGAUCCGUAAUGCAUUUCCUGAACAAUACGAAUAUUUAAAUAUUGAAUUAUUAGACACACCUGAAACGAAUAUUCGUAACGUAUUUGCACGAACCAAUGAAUUUAUACAACAAGCGAUUGACAAUAAUGGACGUGUUUUAAUUCAUUGUAAUGCAGGUAUCUCACGUAGUUCUUCUAUUGUAUUAGCUUAUUUACUUGAAAUACAUCGUAUGAAAUAUGAAGAUGCAUAUGAACUACUGAAAAAAGCACGUUCUAAUAUUAGACCAAAUGACGGAUUUGCCAAACAGCUGAAAGAGUAUGCUGCAGAAAUAGCGCAAAGAACUGAAAAUCAACCAUCAACAGCUAGUUAA
Didymodactylos carnosus is the source of this 645-nucleotide messenger RNA. Lineage: Eukaryota; Metazoa; Rotifera; Eurotatoria; Philodinida; Philodinidae. The record is from the annotation of a GenBank genome assembly.